Molecule: messenger RNA, 9913 nt
Organism: Melampsora larici-populina 98AG31
Lineage: Eukaryota; Fungi; Basidiomycota; Pucciniomycetes; Pucciniales; Melampsoraceae
Exons: 37
Coding region: 1-9663 (3220 amino acids)
Biological process (GO): protein targeting to vacuole; protein retention in Golgi apparatus; mitochondrion organization
Cellular component (GO): extrinsic component of membrane
Source: RefSeq, a predicted model, not a curated record
AUGGUUUUAGAAAGCGUGGUCUCUUCGGUCCUCAAUCAAGUCCUUUCAGCAUAUGUAGAGAAUUUCAACCCAAAGCAGCUCAAUGUAGGGAUCUGGGGUGGUGAUAUCAAGUUAAAAAAUUUGAAGUUGAAACGCGGUGCAUUGGACAAAUUUCGGCUGCCGGUGGAUGUAGUAGAAGGGUCCAUAGGGAGUUUGGUACUGACUGUACCAUGGACAGCUUUAGGAAGCCGACCAGUGAAGGCUGUUAUAGAAGACAUCUAUCUUCUGGCUGUGCCUGCCAGCGAGAGUAAAUUCGACCCUCAAGAGGAUGAUCGGCGGAAACAAGCAUCGAAGAUGGAGAAAUUAAAGAAUUCAGAGCUCUUAUUGACUUCUCCUGCUGGAGACCCCACCUCUCCGAAUUCGACACAAGAAGAAAGUAACAAAAAUGAGUCUUUUGUUGCUGCGAUGACAAACAAGAUCUUAGAUAACUUACAGCUUCGUAUCAAAAACGUGCAUAUCCGAUAUGAGGACAAGAUCUCGGUACCUGGCCACCCAUUCUCCGUUGGUUUGACACUCGCCGAGCUUUCAGCCGUCUCGACCGACGAAAAUUGGGAAGAAAGUUUUGUGAUUGGUCCCAAGACCGGUGUACAUAAGUUAACGAAGCUCGACUCUCUGGCUAUUUACUUUAACACGGAUUCAGUCUCAUUGGCCAAUCUCGAGGAUCCAGACUUAUUUCAGAAGAAGUUUACCGAGCUUAUUCCUCGGACUCAAGUCUCCACAGAUGACAGUCAGCCUCAUAUCCCUGAUCAUCAAUAUGUGUUGAAGCCAGUCAGCGGAGAGGGUAAACUGAUCCUUCGGAAGCUUCCUACCAAGGAGUUGGCUAAGAUCGAUUGCGAGUUGAUAUUCAGCGAACUCGCAUUCUUGAUUGACGCGGAUCAGUACCGCGAUGCGCUAUCUUGUCUUGAUCUCUUUCAUUUCUAUACUCGACAUCGUGAUUAUCUCAAAUUUAGGCCAUCUGAAGAAGACUUCAAGACGAAUAAACCAAAGGCUCAAUGGGAAUUCGCGAAGCGAGUUACUAGGCACGAGGUUCAUGAGAAAGCAUAUAAGUGGAGUUGGGAUUACUUUCGUCAACGCCGAGACGACCGAAAAGCAUAUGUGCAGGCGUACAAAGCUGUGCAGCAAGGCGCAAUUCCGCCCACAUCUCCCGAUCUCAUGGAGUUUGAGAAGCGCUUAGGCUAUCAAGACAUUCGGUUCUAUCGAUCACUCGCACGCUCUGAGAUGCGCAAAGAACGAAUCACCGCCAAACAACAAGAGCUCGAGAACACAAAGACCUCGCAAGCGAAUGGGGGUUGGUUAGGCUGGAUGUGGGGCGGAAAUCAGAAUUCAGCGACCGAUAAUAGUGAUGAAAAUGUCGAAGGUGUUUUGAGUGAGGAAGAAAGAAAGCAGCUUUAUGAUGCUAUCGAGUGGGAUGAAGGAGAUACCGGCGUAUCGACUCUUGAUCUUCCGCGCGAUGCAAUUCAUCUGAAUGUGCAAGCGAAGCUGAAGACUGGGUCCUUCACUUUGCGUUCUGGCAAAGUGGACACAAACCCUUCAGCGCCUGAGAACAGAUGGACUGCUCAUGAUAUAAUCUCUUUGGUCUUUGAUGGAUUUUCAGCCGAUGCUAUCCAAAGGACCGAUAAUUCUGAGUUCAGUAUUAGUCUUGCUGGUUUCCGCGUCUAUGAUGGGACGAUCAAAGGGACCAAACAUCCACAAAUCGUUCGAGUCAAAGACAGUCAAUCGAGCAAGUCUUCUCAGAUCUCGACAAUACGUGAAGGGUCAACAAGCUCUGAUGACACCGUAGACGAAAUUCAAGAAGCUGCGAAAGAAGCCUUGGUAGAUCCAUUCUUCUAUUUAAAAUUUGAACAUAAGCCAUUGGAUGAUCGUGCAGACAAUGGGAUCACCCUUAAUAUGCGACACAUGGAGAUUGUGUAUCACCCCGGUUACGUUCAAGACGUUGCGAAAUUCUUUCGACCGCCCGCCAGUCAGCUUGAAUCAAUCGGUGCUUUGAUGGACGUGGCCAGUGAAACUCUAGAAGGUAUUCGGAAAGACACGAGAGCUAGUUUUGAAUAUGCUUUGCAGACACAUAAGACUGUUGACAUCAAAGUCGAUAUGAAUGCGCCUAUCAUCAUCGUCCCCGAAGAUGUCACUCGCCAUGAUUGUCCGCAUAUUAUGCUUGACGCUGGGCACAUUGCAGUCUCAAGCAAUCUCGUCCCCGAAACCGCUAUCGAGAGCGUCAAAAUCAAGCAGAAUCAGCACUACACGGAUGCCGAUUACGCAAGGCUAGAGUCAAUGAUGUAUGAUCGCUUUCAUGUUACGUUGAAAGACACUCAGCUUCUGAUCGGCAAGUCCUUUGACCAAUGUUCAUCGGCUUUGCACGAGCACGAGGGUCGACAAGAUGUUCACUUGCUCGAACGCAUCUCGAUGAAGUUUGAAGUAUUAAACUGCAUCGUUAAUAAUGCACCGAACUUGACACGAUUCAAGAUCGAAGGGGAUCUACCUGAGCUCAAAGUGAAUUUCUCUGACCGGAAAUACAAAAUUGUCAUGUCUAUGAUAGACGUCGCCUUGCCAAAGUUCGAAGACUCCGACGAUCACACCGAUGUUCAUGGGCAAGGUAAACCCCCUGGAAGCAAGUCUAAACCGAUUCGUAAUCGAAGUGAAUCUCCUCGAUCACGCCGCCGCUCAGGCUUUGGAAUGCCGGCAUCUUUUCUAGCGGAUCGGUCUGAAUCCGGUCGUCGAACUACUAGAGAGCAUGAGAGAGCUCGAGACAACCCGCCUGAUACUCCUGGCAUUACGCUUGAAGAGGACGAGUUUUUCGAAGCUCCAGACCUAGCGCAAGCAGAACAGUCUGUGAAUUUUAAGCAGGCAAACUUCGAGUUCAAAUUUACCGUAGGCAAAUUGACAGCUUCGAUAUUCAAAUCUAGUCUGCACGAUGAAGAGGAUCAACGGCUAGUUGAUUCCGUUCUCGAAGGCUUCUCGUUUGGCUUGACAUUACGCAAUUAUGAUUUGAUGGUUGAAAUCACUCUACAUUCGAUGUAUAUCGAAGAUCAAAUCGUACAUGAAGGUGUCCCGGUUUCAUCGGCUUUCAAAAAGUUGGCCACGUCACAAGUUUUAGAAGACUCGUCCUCCGAUAAAGUCGAUCUAGUUAAAUUCAAGUACAGUCAAGUACAGACCGACCAUCCCGAAUUCAUGACUCACUUUGAAGGGAUUAGUAAGAGCGUGGAUGCUGAUUUGUCGACCAUCAAUGUAUCGGUGACGAGGCCGACUAUCCUUGAACUCUUUGAUUGGAUCAUGAACACUUUUACAGAUACGAACCCUACUCCGCAAGUGGCUGGACCAGCUUCUGGCAGCGCGGGCGAUUUCCUGCAAGUACCCGCGACACCUGGCUUAGAAGGCAAUCCCGAGAAGCUCAGAAUUAAAGCAAAGCUUCGUACGAUUUCUUUCGUACUGAACGAUGGCGGCAUGAAAUUGGCUACACUUUCACUCUCGGCCGCCGAUGUGUCUGUUUUGCUUAAUGGACCGUCAAUGAGAGUCAAUGCUCGCCUAGGCAAUCUGACACUUCGAGACGACACCGAACACUCUAUUGGCUCAAAGUUCCGAAAUCUGGUCGAGAUACAAGGGGACGAUCUUGCUGAUUUUCAAUACGAGACCUUCCCUCGGACCGAAAAAACACCACCUGGUCACGAUUCAAUGAUUUACCUGAGAUCUGGCUCAAUUCAAUUCACGGUGGUGGAUGACAUCUUGCAUCGGAUCUUGAUAUUUUUUUCUAAAUUCGCCCGGAUGAAAGCUGUUAUGGAUGCUGCCAGCCAAGCAGCUCGUCAACAAGCCAGUGAUCUCGCCCAAAACGACUCGCGCAUGUGUUAUGACAUCUUGAUACGAACCCCGAUCAUUGUUUUCCCCCGCGAUCGAUCAUCCACAGACUAUUUGGUGGCUCAUCUCGGAGAAAUCAACGCCUCAAACUCUUUUUCGUGGCCCGAUGGCAAGCUUGUGACCAAGACUGAAGCCGGGCUGCACAACAUACGCUUGACAUCGCAGCUUUACAAUCAGGAUGAUUGUCACACUCUGCAAAUGUUGGGCGACGUCAACAUUGAUGUAGUGAUGGCCACAUUUGCUGAAGUCGAUCGCUCGGUGGACAUGCCACAAGGUCCCGACACAGAUAUUGCUGCCCAUAUAUCAGACGUGAAGGUCAAUCUUACGCAAGCUCAAUAUUCAGCAGUGAUGCAAUUGGCGACCUCCGUUCCGAAAAUCUUCGACCUGAGCGAUCUAGAUGCUGAGAAUGAACCUUCUCAGUCUUCGCACGGAGAUUCUUCGUUGGGCAAAGCCAGUCAACCGAAACCCACUGGUCCUGUUACAGAUAUGCUACCGGAGGUGGCUUCGAUGGCGCGCUCACCAAGUGGACGGCCAAUUCCACUUUGGAGCACCAUGGAGCUCGCUUUUACUGUCUCAAAUGUGACGCUCGAGCUGUUUGAUGCCGAUAUGCCGCAAGCAGAAACCAAUGAAAGUUCCAGUCUGGCCAAGUUUUCGUUGAAUGGGACCCGUGUUCACUUCAAGACCCUCUCUGAUGGGUCUAUGGCAGCCGAAUUCUUAUUGAAAGCCUUGCGAGCGAUCGAUACCCGCACCUCGAAGGCUACCAAGUUCCGGGAGAUCAUUCCGGUCGUUGAACACGAUAGUGAUCAGUUGAUGUUUAGUUACAAUCAAACCAGUGGAGGAAGUAAUCUCAACCUCGAUCUCGAUUCACCAAACAUUAUCCUCUCUGUGGAUUAUCUGUUAUCUAUCAGUGCAUUCUUUACGCUUCCCCCCGAUGAUCCGAGUCAUGUGGUGGAGACCUCUACACAACCAACAGCAUCGCAUGCUAAGGCAUCUAAACCAGCUUCCGAUAACACACCUGUCGAGACAACGACCUCGUUUCGCUUCAAUAUCAUCCAACCCCAGCUUACGAUCCUUUCAGAUCCAGAACGAGUUGACUGUGACGCAGUACAUUUGACUGUUGAAAAGAUAUCGGUAUCACAACAAGGUGCUCUUGCCAUCACGAUAUGUAAUUUGGAAAUGUCACUCGGUAAUAUGGGCGAUGACCAAGACGGCGUUAAGUUCCUAGAUGAAUGUACUAUGACUCUCACCAUCGAUCAACGAGCGCGAAAAGGUCAACAGAAGAUGUCGAUUCAAGCCCACUCUACCCCACUUGUCAUCAGAGUUUCGUAUCGCGAUUUUCUCCUGAUCUAUUCCAUCUACGGUAAGGCGGUCAAUUACUCCGAAGGACAGGCUACCGAGGAGGUCAGUGGUUCAGGCUCCUCGCUCCCAAUUUCCGAAGAAGGAUCAGCCUCGCAUAUGGGGACAAUCAGCGAAGAGGACAUCACUUCGGCUCGAUUGCCAAAAUCAACCGAAGACCUUAUAGUAGCGGUCGACAAACUUCAAAUAAUCAUGAUAGGCGAUAUUCACGAGCUUCCCCUCUUGAAUCUCAGCACAAAAGAAUUUUCGGUCAGGGCAACUGAUUGGUCCAAUCAGCUUUGUAUGGAAACAGCGAUAUGUCUUCUCAUAAACUCCUAUAACCUAACUAAUUCCCAUUGGGAACCUUUGAUGGAUCCGUGGCCGGUCUCUCUAAAAAUUAGUCAAAGGGGAAGUCCUCCGUGUAUGACUAUGUCUUUAGAGUCCAAAAAGCGAUUAGAAUUAAACGUCACUGCCACUUUUAUCGAUCUCGUCAUGACGAGUGCCGAUGUCUGGGGACGUGAAGGCGACGAUGUCUUACGUCAGAGUAGGGGAAUGAACGCGCCGUAUCUGAUCAAGAACCGAACAGGAUAUGCGAUGAAAGUAUGGACCCAUUCAGACACCGAGAAUUCCCAGCCCACUGAACAUGUCAUAGAAGAUGAUAGUGACAUUCCUUGGCGAUUCGAAGACUGGAAACUUAUGCGUGAAAACGUGUCGUCGUCCAGCCAGGACAGUUUAGGGCUGAUGUUGCAAGACACCAACUGGGCACCGGUCACAGGCAUAUCUGUGAUACGGGAAGGCGAGCAAGUUUAUUCUUUACAGCCGUCAGUAGCCGAUGUAACACACAGACUCCUGUGUCACGUGGAAAUCCGUAACAACUUGAAAGUUGUGACCUUACGGUCUACCUUUCGAGUGCAAAACGACACAGCCCUACCAGUGGAGAUGUGCGUGAUCGGGUCAGAUGGCAAGCGGAUACGAAAUCCAUACAAAAUUGUGCCCGGAGGCUCUUGUUGUGUUCCGAUUGAGGCUGCCUAUCAUCAGCGUAUCAAGAUUCGCCCAGACGUCGGCUUUGGUUUCGGAUGGUGCAAGGAAGCCUACACGUGGAAAGAUCUCGUCAAGCACCCUGUCCGUACUAUCUCGUGCGAUGCGGUUAGUGGAAAAGAGCCAGCACGGCGUUUCAAUGCAGCGACCAUUUACGACCAGGAUGAUCCAGUAGUCAGACACUAUCCCAUCCUCACGUUGCUCUUGAGGGCGCCGAUUGAAGUGGAGAACUUGUUGCCAUACGACAUUAAGUAUAGAAUUUACCUCAAGGAACAAAAACAUACCUACUCCGCAUUCUUGCGUAAAGGUGGAGCAUCCCCGGUUCAUAUCGUUGAUCCAAUGGAUUUGACGCUUCUCGGUAUUGAAUUCCAAGAAGAUGGUAUCACUGGCUUCCAAAAGAGUGAUUACUCCAUCGUGAACACCGAUAAUCCUGAAGACCUGCCUAUCGAAAACCGUCUCACAAUUCACGAUGACGACGGCCUGACCUUGAAUCUUCGAUUGCACUACAUGCGAUAUCCCAUGUCAGGAGGAGCUUGUAAAAUCCAGAUUUACUGUCCUUAUGUGAUUAUCAAUAAGACGGGCUUGGAUUUCGCGGUUCGUUCUAAGCCCUUCAUCGGCUCGGCCAAGAGUGUUGCUGGUCAGAAUUUAUGUGGAAAUGCCAGCCGACGCCGCGAUUCUCGCCCUUUCCUGUUCUCUCAUCUCAGUGAUGACAAACGUAACCGUGCGGUGCUCCGUGUUGGCGAUUCUGAUUGGUCCAAGCCUAUCAGCUUUGAUGUUGUCGGUGCCAAUCAGCAGGUGACCAUGCAGACAUCCACCAAGUUGAAUGAAUAUAGGGUCGGGCUGAGCAUAUCCGAAGGGCUUGGCAACUACAAAUUGACCAAGGUAGUGAUCAUUUACCCUCGAUUUAUCAUCAAAAACAACUCGAAAUCUGCGCUGUGCCUGAGGGAAAAGUCGUCAGAAGAGUCUUUGACUGUCAAAUCCGGCAGUCGCGCUUUACUCAGCCUCUUCAAGGAUAGUUCGGAUCCACAAUUGGUUCUGUCGUUUGAUAAUACCAAUAAAAGAUGGUCUAAAGGAUUUCGAAUUCAAAACGUCGGCAAAGUUUUUAUUCGCGUGGACUCCAAUGGCGUAGAGACUUUGGUCCAUGCGGAAAUACUCUUGCAAGGACCCUCAAUCUUCAUCAAGCUAGACGUCAACCCAGAACAAUGGCCGUUCCUCAUUCGUAACAAAAGUAGUUGCGCAAUUGACUUUGGCCAGACGUUUGGCGAAGCGCCAACUAAGAAUUCGUCGGGAAUCAUGCGCUCGUACCGCUCUAUGCCAGGGACCGAAACCAAUUACGCUUGGGAUGAACCCGCGGCUGCAAUCGACAGUCUAAUCCGUGUGAUCGUUUGUCCAUUGGAUCCCGCAUCUACGUCACUUGCCGCCAAGGCGCAGGUCAUUCUCCAUCGUGAUGUCCACGUUCUAGAGGUUGGACAAUUAGAACCUCUUCGGACAUAUCGAAAGGGACAGAAACUCGCGUUCGACGUUGUUGUACAAGGUCAAGCGCAGGUAUUAGUCAUCUCAGACUACAACGAAGCCACAAAUGUCUGGAAACCGACUCGACGGAACCGAGACCGCCCGAACCAAAUACAACGGUCUGACACGUUGAGCAGCUUGGGUGAAGUUGACUUUGAGACUGCCGAUAUUACACCAAUCACCUCCUUGACAGCUGCGAUUAGCUUGGAAGGUAUAGGAAUAUCAGUCAUUGACAAACGCCUCCGAGAGCUAGUUUAUGCUUCUUUUAGAGGGAUCGAUAUCACCUACGAAGAAACCCAACUUCAAAGAGAUUAUGGGUUGAUCAUUCGAUGGAUCCAACUGGACAAUCAAUUAGACGGUGCUCUGUUUCCUGUUCUUUUUGGACCCACCGAUUUGCCGACAGAUCCUAAAGAGAUCGAGUUACGACCCAACCUUCAGAUACAAGCAAAUGUCAUCAAAGACGACAAACACGGUGUUGUGUACUUCAAAUAUGCGACCGUUUUACUUCAAAAGAUGUCUUUAGAGAUGGACGAGUCUUUUGUGAUUGCUUUGGUCGGGUUUACGAAGUUUUCAGGCGCUUCGUGGCAGCAGGAGUCUGACAACCAAUUGACAGCUGAGCCUGACGGUAUCCCGGAACCAGAUUCAGAGGGAGGGGGUUUGAAUCUCUACUUUGAGUUAUUACACUUACAACCUUUCGUGAUAGUAAUAUCGUUCGAACGACAAGAUAGUGUCGAUGUCUCAGAAAGGACAUUUGACUCUCGCAACCCAUUGUACUUCCUGCUGAAUGCGGUCACGAUGGCCAUCGGGACCAUCAGUGGUGCACCUGUAACCUUGAACCAACUCAAGAUUGAAAGUGCACGCAUGACACAGGGGCAAUUAUUCAAUCGUCUUAUCCAACAUUAUCAAAAUGAAGGACUUUCUCAGUUGUACCGAGUGCUCGGAUCGGCCGACUUCCUGGGUAAUCCUGCUGGUUUGUUUAGCAACGUUAGUUCGGGGGUACAAGAUUUGUUUUAUGAACCGUUCAAUGGUGUCGUCCUGCAUGGUGGAGGAGAGCUUGGAGUCGGUAUCGCAAGGGGUGCGGCUAGUCUUGUCAAGAAGAGUGCAUUCGGUGUAACCGACAGUGUGUCUAAGAUCACAGGUUCUGUCAGCAAAGGCUUAUCUGCAGCAGCAUUGGACACGGCUUGGGCUCGAGAACGACAACGUCGUCAAUUUCGCAAUAGAAACAAGAUCAACGGGUUCGCUACCGGUGCUAGUGCUUUUGUUGAUUCGUUGGCCAGUGGUCUUCAAGGAGUGGCUAUGAAGCCCAUCCAGGGAGCCGAAAGCGAAGGCGCUGCGGGUUUUUUCAAAGGGAUUGGAAAGGGCUUGGUAGGUGUUGUAGCCAAACCAGCCGUUGGUACAUUCGAUUUCCUUAGCAAUGUUUCGGGAGGACUACGAAACGCCACGACCGUUUUCGAUCCCAGUCGAAGUGGCCGAUCACGUUUACCGAGACAUAUUCCAAGUGAUGGAAUUCUACGAUCGUACAAUUUACGUGAAGCUCAAGGUCAAGACUGGCUCAGAUCAGUCGACAACGGAAAAUUCUAUUUAAGUAGAUAUGUCGCACAUAUCGAAUUACCCAAUGACGAGGACUCAGUUUGCAUUUUGACGACUGAUCAGAUCUUAAUGAUCAAGAUGAACAAGUUGACAACAGUUUGGCAAUUAUAUCUACCUGAUCUAAGGGAGAUCAGUUUGGAUCGUAAAGGGAUCAGAUUGUUUCUUCGGACUGGUAGAAGUCAUCCGUUUUUACCCUUGGAGGAUAAUGGGACAAGGUUUUGGUUUUUUGAACAUAUUCAAAGGGUUGUUCGUGACUAUAAUAAUCGAAGGAAAAGAGCUACUCCGGGUCAUCAUCAUCCUUGAUUCUUCGUGUUGAAAGGUUGAGUUUUAUCAAGCUUCUUAGCUUCAAUUCAUGGAUGAAGCUUUAGUUUUUUUAUUAUGUUUCAGUAUACUAACAUAUAGUACACUACAUUUUGAGAUUUCGACUGUAUUUUUGUUUUGUUUCUAAAAUGAUGAUUAAUUAGUUUUGUUGUAUUACAUUUUAAAUCGUAGUUUACAUUAUAUACAGUAAUGUAGAAUAUAAUCAAUGGCAUUUGUUUUUUGUUUGGAAAUC